GAAAACAAUAAUCAAUAAAAUUAAAAAAUCGUGCUUAAACGUUUCAAGAAGAGACUCGAAGGUAUUUUUUAGGCGCAAAUAUGGACGAUUUGUGCACAACGUGUCUGUGCUCUGGGCGAAGCCUUUAUUUUCUUGAGGACACGGAAUACUAUCAUAUGUAUUUACAGAUUUUAAACGAAAUACAACCGGACCUGCGGGUUCGCAUUUGCUGGGAGUGCCGCGCGCUGCUGCGUCGCUUCCAGCAGUUCAGAGGGCAGGCGCGCCGCUGCCAGCUGCUUCUGACCGAACAGCAAAGCACCCCAAAAUACGCACUGUGCCAACCGCCUCGGUUGAGUAUUCAACCCGUGCACACCAUCAGUUACCCGCUAGAUGUGAAAGCCGAGCCCACGGACACAACCAAUGUGGAGAUUAUUGACAACAUAAAGGUGGAAGUAGAUGACACCGUAGAGCAUUGUGAACCGGAGACGUUUGUGAAUGACCUGGAUUUGAAGAAAACUGAGGAUCUCGAGAAGAGUGAGGAUUUAAAGAAGCCAAGCAAGAAAAAGAAGAAAAAGCUAAAAGGGAACAAAAAGAAGAAAAAGAAACUAGAGGAACCAUUGUCAGAUGGAUUCAGCGACAGAGACUGUGAUUACAAAAUUGACAUUGUUGACAAUUUUGAGAAUAUCGCUAACAAUGUUGACAACUUUGACAAUGUGGGUGCAGAUGUUGACAACUUUGACAAUGGUGACAAUUUUGACAAUGGUGACAAUGGUGACAAUGGUGACAAAGUUGACAAAGCUGGGGAGAAUGUGAUAGAAGCUAAAUGUAUGUGUUCUGAGUGCGGUCUUACCUUUGAUACCAGAAGGCAGAUGGACUUACAUGUUAAAAAGGAACAUUUAAAGGAGGAGGGUGUGACGGGGAAAGUUAGGACCCGGAGUAAAGAGGUGUUGGCGGAGAAACCCACGUGCGCGGAGUGUGGAAAGGUGUUCAGCUCUAGAAAGACCUACAGGUACCAUCUAAAUGUGCUACACAAAGGACAGAACCGAUACCCGUGUCCGCGAUGCGGUAAAGUGUACCAGUGGAAGUCCAAUCUCGGCCGCCAUCUCAGAACACAUAAGGCUCGAGAUGACGGCGAGCUGUACUGCGCGCUGUGCGACAAGCGGUUCGCGUCCGUCGCGACAUACCGACAACAUCUGCGCGUGUCGCGGCGACACGUGCCCGAGAGCGAGUUCAGUUUCGUAUGCAACGAGUGCGGUAAGAAGUUCGUGAAUAAGACCCGGCUGAGAGACCACGUGGACUGGGAGCAUCUCAAGAAGAUCAAGUUCCGGUGCCAGCUCUGUAACAAGCCCUUCAAGUGCCACACAUCGCUGUACGUGCACCUACAGAACGUGCACCGAAAUAAGGAGAAGAAAGACAACUUGUGUCACGUCUGCGGGAAAUCUUAUCAGAACGCAGCCAAACUUAAGUACCACAUAGUGGCGAUGCACACACGUGAGACGCCGUACGAGUGUGGACAGUGUGGGGCGGCCUUUGGGUGGUACUCGAGCUUAUACAGACACAUCCGCGAGGUGCAUUAUAAGAUGAAAGUGCAACCGAAGAAGUCGAAGAAGGGAAAGAAGAUAGAAGAUAUGGACGUGAUGCCGCCGCUGCCCGGGCCCGCUUAAACAUACAGACAUACAUACAGACAGACAAUUCAUUUGGUAAAAUUAAGCCAAUAGGGUAUUUGACUACCAGCAGGCGUGGCUCACUCCGCGAUUUCGUCGCUUUGCUACAGGUAGCUAAAUGUACAUCCGUUCUACCCCAAUUUUGGGGUUUGCCAUAAGCCGCGCGUGGCGCUGUCGCCACCUAGCGGCCAUAUCUGUGCUGAUCGUGACAGACGCGUUUUGUUAGAGAGUGAGUCUUCUGUACCUAGUACUGUUAUUUAUUCUGUGCUACCAGUCAAAUCAGUUUCUUUUUUCGGACUGCCAAAACGAUUUUGUUACAAUGGAAUAUAUAUGAAACACUAGCAUGUGACGCUGACGUCACAAUCAAAUUACCUACUCUUUAGUUUUAUAUAAGUAGGGUUUAAAAUAGAAAUUGUGUGUAAAAAUAACUGCUGUCCACGUUUCUCUAUUAAUCUUCUGGUGCUUUAUUUCAUGCGUGGAGUAAAAUAAUUUAUUUUAAAUACAGUCAAAUACCCUAUUCUUUAUUAUUUUACGAGUAUUAGUAUUUUUAUGUUUUUGGUUGUUAACAGACCCUUGUGUUUAAUAAUUAUUGAAAAAAUAUGAUGUAAUAAUUAUUCAUAGAGUUAGACCAAGAUAAGACUGCAACGAUUUUAAUAGCACACGCAGUGCAAGUGUUAUUUUAAACGUCAA
This is a messenger RNA of Cydia fagiglandana, 2333 nucleotides long. RefSeq names its product zinc finger protein 33B-like. Gene Ontology annotation, molecular function: DNA-binding transcription factor activity, RNA polymerase II-specific; sequence-specific DNA binding. Gene Ontology annotation, cellular component: nucleus. Lineage: Eukaryota; Metazoa; Arthropoda; Insecta; Lepidoptera; Tortricidae. Gene Ontology annotation, biological process: regulation of transcription by RNA polymerase II. The record is from RefSeq and is a predicted model, not a curated record.